CUGAGAUUUCUGAGCUUAGAAAGGAGAAUUCUGACAUCAAGCAAGGCUGAGAAUACAAAGUUAAAACAAGCCAUAGAAGAAAAUGCUGAGCUCAAGACCAGAUUCGAGGAGUUAGAAAAGAAAAAUAAAACAGACACCAGUAAUCUCAUUGCUGAAAAUGCUGAGCUCAGAGACAGUCACGAAAUUGGAACAGAAGCAGACACAAGGUGA
Paraglomus occultum is the source of this 210-nucleotide messenger RNA. Lineage: Eukaryota; Fungi; Glomeromycota; Glomeromycetes; Paraglomerales; Paraglomeraceae. The record is from the annotation of a GenBank genome assembly.